AUGAAUUUUUCACCGUUCGGGACACACUUUCCCGGUGCGAUACCGGGAAUCCAUCAGUUCGCCAGCUCGGGACUGGUAACGAGCGUACCGACGACUUCACACGACUCCACCAAUCGAUACCAUUCCAUCAAUUCGAACGUCAACAUGGCCCACUUCAACCAAAGCCAUGCUCCAAUUCUGGGCAAGUUCCAUCGGGACAGUCAGGAGUCGGGCGGAAAUGCGGCCGGUGGCGGUGCGGGCUCCAACAAAUACAACGGUCAUUCGGCGGGUUCGGGCAAUGCAUCCAUCCCGACGACAACGACCAGCGGUGGGGCGGGCCAGUACACUAACCCCUACAGUCAGCAUUCGCACGUGGCGGAACACAAACAGCGCAACAUGUACCAUCAGUCGUCCGUCGGCAAUAGUUCAACCGGAGGCAGUAACGGCCAGAGUGCCCAGGAGCUUAGUCAGGACAUCAGCGCGCUGCUGCAGCAGGCGGACAGCAAGCGUGUACUGCAAAACCCGAGCUGGCAAUCGUUAACACCGGGCGCAUCGGUCGCCGACUAUCUGUCCCAUCUGCCGGGCAGUGCACUACCUCUCUCGCUGCACCAUUUCCUGAAAUACUCGGCCGAGAACAUCAAGAAGGAGGCCCAGAAUCCGCUCACCAGUCUCGAUAUGUCACAGGCACAGUCACAGGCGCACGGCACUGGCGGACAUGGGAGCAAUAAUGGUGCGGGAAUGAUUCUGCCUGCAUCGCAGACCAUCGCGAGCAUUCUUGGCCAUCCGGGUCAGCCGUCCCAGCAGCAGCAACAGCACGGCCAACCACAAGCGGGUCUUGGUGGGCACCAGUCGGGCGGGGGUGUUCAAGCAGCAGCGGCUACCUCGUCCACCGGUGGUACCGCAAAUGCUGCUGCCGCAUCCGUAGCCGACGCGACCACCGAUAAGAAGAAGCGGAAGAAGAAGAAGAAACCACCGAAGGAGCGUAAACCCCGCCCCAAGCCGGGUGAAAUCCAGGUGCGGACGGCCCUGGACGGUAGUCUGCUGUUCCUGUGUCCCGAGUGUCAGAUGGCGUACCCGGAGCGGGAACUGCUCGAGCAGCAUUUGAUCGGCCACAAUCUGGAGCGUCGAUUCAUCUGCGACAUUUGCAAUGCGGCACUGAAGCGGAAGGACCAUCUAACGCGCCACAAGCAAAGCCACAACCCGGAACGUCCGUUCGCGUGCACCAUUUGUCUGAAAGCGUUCAAGCGCAAGGAGCAACUGACGCUUCACUUUGUCAUCCAUUCCGGCGAGAAGCGACACGUAUGUCAGGAGUGUGGAAAGGGUUUCUAUCGAAAAGACCACCUAAGAAAGCAUACCCGAUCGCACAUCGCCCGACGAUUGAAAGCGGAGCUGAGCCAACAGCAGGGUGGUAAUGGAACGGAAGCGGGUGCCUCUCCCAGUACCUCUCGAGCCGGACAGAACCAAGCACAAAUCACGGCUGCCGCCCAACAGCAGCAGCAGCAACAAUCGGCACAACAGCAAUCCCCCAUGCAACAACCUCAGCUGACCACCUCAAACCAACAGUUACAGGCACCGCAGUAUCACGCCCUCACGCAAGCACCAGGCCAGUCACAGAUGAUGUCAUAA
Messenger RNA from Anopheles marshallii, 1605 nucleotides. Its product is annotated as zinc finger protein Gfi-1. The record is from RefSeq and is a predicted model, not a curated record. Gene Ontology annotation, molecular function: DNA-binding transcription factor activity, RNA polymerase II-specific; RNA polymerase II cis-regulatory region sequence-specific DNA binding. The transcript has 2 exons. NCBI's taxonomy places the organism in Eukaryota, Metazoa, Arthropoda, Insecta, Diptera, Culicidae. Gene Ontology annotation, biological process: regulation of transcription by RNA polymerase II. The coding region runs from base 1 to 1605 and encodes 534 amino acids. Gene Ontology annotation, cellular component: nucleus.